This is a messenger RNA of Schistosoma turkestanicum, 1601 nucleotides long. NCBI's taxonomy places the organism in Eukaryota, Metazoa, Platyhelminthes, Trematoda, Strigeidida, Schistosomatidae. The record is from the annotation of a GenBank genome assembly.
AUGGUAAAGCCUUGUUUCAUCUAUUCUAGUUUCGGCAUUCUCAUUGUCGCUAAUACCGAAAGUAUCUCAGAGUCGAAAAAAAUUUCAGUGACAUGUCGACGUGAUGAUGUACUAGUUGGUGUUAUCAGUGUAAUACAAGACUCCGGUCUUGUUGUCUCUAUUCUGGCAUAUGAUCAAGGACCUCGGCGUGAUUUUGAAGGUCUAAAAAUUACGGGCUUUUGUCCAUUGCGACAGCUUCCGCGAUAUAAUGCUCACGGCAACGCUUUGGAUGCUUUUCAAAUCGGUGAUAAAGUUCGUGCAUUUAUUCUCGACAUUCAUGGAGGUGGACGUCUAAUAUUAAGCAUGAAUGCAAAAAUGCUUAAUCGUGAUAUCUAUGGAGAUUUGAAGCUGGGUAUCAUAACUGAUGAUGAUAUGCCUCUGUAUUACAAAAAACUUCAAAAUUUGGACGGAAAAUCGUAUGAAGCCUAUCUUGAAUCAACACCGCAAUUUCGUAAUCCAGAUGGACUACAAGUUCUGUGCGCUCGUAUGGGAAUACCACGUUCAUCAGCUUGUAGUCUACUAUUUUGUAUUAAUAAAAUCCGAUUACCAAAAUCCGAAAUGGCUUGUGAAUUGAGACGUACUCAGUUGUUGAAUUUCUCAAUGAAACAUGUCGCUCAAGGUGUGAAAUAUUUCAAAGAAAGUCGAAAUACUGAAGCAUUACAAUGUUACAAUUUUGCAAUUGAAGUUGAACCAACUAAUCCAGAUGCCUAUGUUGCCCGUGGUGCUCUUUAUGCCUCAAUCGGUACGUACACAAAAGCAGUAGAAGAUUUAGAGAAAAGUCUUGAAAUUCAACCGAAUCAUGUGAAUGCUAAGAAUUAUCUGGUCCAGACACUAGUUGCCUAUGCUGGCGAAAUUGGGCGUAAGGAAAUAAGCAAGGCAGAACAGUUGUUGAAUCGUGCAAUCAAAUUGGAUCCUGACAAUAAUGAAGCUCGAGAUGCACUGAAAGAACUCCAAACUAAUGGAUCUCUUUCUAAUAACAAAGAUGCUGGUUUGCGAUCCUGGUCACGAACGCCCUCUCCACGUGGUUCAAGUCGAAAUAUAGGCGGUAACAGACGUGAUCACACUCCUCUUUCUCCAACUGCCGUUCGUCCAAGUGCAGGUUAUGCCUCUCAUAUGGAACGUAGCAGAGCUGCUCUAGAACAGCUCGUUGAAGAAGAUCGUAGUCGACGUGCUGCUAAAGAAGCUAAUCGUCAAAACCACGCACCGGACCAUAGUCCUCCAGGAUUUUUGUCUCCCAAUCGCACCCAUGAACGACGAAGAGGAGAUUAUUAUCGUGAUGAUGUAAGCAUUAUUUAUUAGGAUUUUGUCUUUUCCAUGUUGAUAUUCAGUUGGGAAAUCGAUGUUGUUGAUUAACAGUGAUUGUACUGUCUCUGGGGAAUUCACACCGUACACACACUAACUAGGUGAACUAAUCUUUCUUGUUUAUCACAAGUAAUGAUACUGUCCAUUGCUGCCUGUAAAAUCGUAGUGCAUUUUAAGUGUGAAUACUAAGUACUGUUUCCUUGUGUUUCUAUUUUCUCGUUUCACAAACAGUGAACAUAUAUAUAUAUAUAUAUAUAUAU